AUGCCCAUGGUCGGCGGAAUGACGCUGAAGGUGCUGGUGGAUGCGAUGCUCGCGAAGCCGGAUGGUUACUACGCGUCGUUCGCGACGCUUGCUUUUGAGUCGGGUGCGGCGCGGGGGCAGUUUCAGUCGGACCCGCUUCCGCCGCCGCCCAAGGACAAGAAGGGCGGGAAGGACGGAGGGAAGAAAGGAGGGAAGGAUGGCGGGAAGAAUGGUGGUGGGAAGAAUGGAGGCGAUCAGUUCGGCACUCUUGUCGGCGUGGUCGCAGCGCGUGUCAACGGCUCUAAUGUUGACCUCCAAGGUGACGUCAACGCCACGGGCUGCAUUGACCUCGCCGUCUUUCUCAACGCCACAACUAACGACUACGACAUUCGUUACCACGUACGCGUCAGUCUGAACGACUCUGGCGAGCCCAUUGGUGUGGUCAUCAAGAAGGGCGCUGACGUGGCACUCACCGUGCUCACCAGCGACGCCACGUGGACCAAUCGCACGCUCUCAGACGCCGAGCGCGCCAAGCUGGGCGGCAAACUGACUCCCAAGGGCAAGAAGGGCAAGCAGCCGCCUCCCCCGCCUCCCCCUCCCCUCGGGUACAACUACGAAACCUCCGGCACUUGGCUAAGCGCCAGUACUUUGACGGCGGAUAACGGGCAGACGUAUAAGGAGCUGGUGGAUGCCAUGCUGGCUGCUCCUGACGCUUACUCUGCCUUCAUCUACACCAGCUCGUUCCAGGCUGGUGCAGCGAAAGGUGCUUUUGCGAAUGUCACCAAGGAUGGGGAACGGUCGGGACACGGCACAAACUACGGCGCUGCUGGCGAAGGUGCCGUCGACGUCCAAACCCAGGCAUUCCGCACGCAUCAAAGAUCCAGGAAGCACAAACGGUCCGUCAAGAGACAGGCCCUGGCGGAGCAGGCGGCUGAGAAGCAGCAGCGCAUCAUCGACUGCCCAAAGGCUGGAGACAUCCAGCGUUUCGGCACCUUGCAGAGCGACAGACACCAGGCUUCCCCAAGAAUGGCUACGGUGCUUAUUACACCAGACGUGACGGUGCUCUGCUCUAUCGUCUCCUCGUGGACGGACAGCAACGGCCCGCAGAAACAGUCGAGGCAAAGCCUCCCUCCUCAAACCCACCUCCCCUUCUCUCCCUGUUACCCUCCUUUCUCUCCUGGCCACAUCAUGUUGUGCAGAGAGGCGCUGGCAGCCAAGGACGCCGCCACUGCAGUCCCUGAGCUGGGCCUAAUCGACUAUAUGCUGAAGGAACUCGCGGAAUACCUGGGAAGGUCGCAUCCCUCUCACAAUGAGUUCAAAGAGCUGCAGGAGGUGUUCUGCCAGACAAACCUUGAGCUGCAGGGAAUUCACGCAGUUCGUUGGCUGAGCCGAGGCGAUGCCAUCACGCGCUUGGUGCGAGUGCUCCCUGCUGUCAUCGUGCUCAUGUGGGAGUGGGACGACGACUUCUACCCGAUUGUGACUUCUGUGAAAUUCAAUGUGUAUCUCUAUUACCUCGCCGACAUGCUCCUCAUCCUCAACAACCUCAACCUGGAGUUUCAGAAGCGGGAGGUCGACAUGACAUCGGUGCAGUCGACGGUGCGCCGCACCUUGAUCACCAUCCGUACGCGCUACAUCGAGUGCGGCAAUGACUUCGGUGGCGGCCCACAACAACAUCUCGGGGCCUUCCUAGCCAGGCUCAGAAAGUCUCCGAAAGUCACGGUGGAUGGCGUGGACAAGGAGGGGCGGCCGCGAAAACACAGCUUCGAGCUGCACGAGGAGCCAUUGACGGGCUACAGCAAGACACCGGAUGACUUGCAAUCGUGCCUCGAUGUCUGCCGCCGCCACGCCAAGUCGACACUCAGCCACCUCCAGAGGAGGCUGGGGGAUCUCGAAAGCCUGAACGGUUUCAGGCUUUUUAUGCUAGACACGUACCCUGAGGACACGGAGGGGCGCGCUGAGGAGUGCCUCGAGCACUUCGAGACUCUCGUGGACUUGUUCCAUGCCCGCGAGCGAGCAGACAUUCUCCCAGUUGUGGAUUUGUGGCGCAGCAGCAAGAAGAGGAGGCCUAUUAGGAGAAGGGAGAAGCAGAGGCACAGGCCAGUGAGUGCGGCGGGGAAGGGGAACGUGUUGGAGGACGGACAAGAAGCAGAUACUGAACAUGGCAGCAGCAGCAGCAACGACAGUGGGUUUAGUAGCAGCAGCGAAGAUGAUGAUGAGUGA
Molecule: messenger RNA, 2199 nt
Organism: Closterium sp. Naga37s-1
Lineage: Eukaryota; Viridiplantae; Streptophyta; Zygnematophyceae; Desmidiales; Closteriaceae
Source: the annotation of a GenBank genome assembly